GGCCUGGCUCCACCCACCGCCGUCUUUAGUGCAUUUGUUUCGGUUCCCAUCCAAUGACGCUGCAGCUGACAGGAGGGGCGGUGGCGUUGCGUGUCGCCGAUAAGAGGCGUAGCCAGUCGCGCGCAACACGUGCUUCAGGGCAAGGCCUCCCGGACACGGCACCGCCCACUAGUGCGGAGCGUAGACGUGCCGUCCGCUCGUGGGCGGGCUACGGAGCGCUGACUGACAUCAGCCUGGCGGUUGACAGGGAUCUGGAAAAUCUGCACAGGGAUAACAGCGAAAAGGCAUCGCUAUUAGCGCGGCCGCACUCGCUGGUCUUUGGCGGCUCGUCGACGUUCGGGCCGCUCCCGAGGGGUGUGAUGCCCGGCAUCCGGCAGCUGCUGGGCGUGCCGAGGAGUGCAACCAAUGGUACAGCGGGGCGGCGCGAAGACGCGGCCGCGCGGUCACCAUUGGUGAAACGCAGGCUGGGGGCGGAACCAAAGCCAGUCACUGGGUACCUGAGAUCCUCAUCGUCGUCUUCGAGCAUCGAGCCCGUACAGCCGCGCAACCGUCUUCGUCCCGUGUCGCCCAGCAGCCAAUCCCGCCUUUGCUCGCGAUGCUCCUCCCUCUUGACGCUGGCUUCCGCCUCCCGCUGCUCGCUUAAUUCGACGACGGGCGGGUUCGUGCCAGUGGUCACGCCCCCUACUACCGAUGACUCUCCCACCGUGCAGUCGUCACUGCUGUGCAAGCUGUGUCUGGGAGCCGUGCCCGGCGAGGACACUAUCAAAAUCGAACAGUGCGGAUGCGAGUUCUGUAACGAGUGUAUGAAGGCGUAUGUAGAGUUCGAAAUAGCCGAGGGUGCGUACGACAUUUCGUGCCCAGAUGCUCAAUGUCCCGACCAGGGCGUUCUACACGAGGAGGAGAUCAAAAGACUGGCUGGUAUUAAUUUAUUAGAGAAGCAUAGAAAGUAUCGCCUGAACAGAGAGGUAGACCUGGACUCGACCCGAGCGUGGUGUCCACGCGCCGGUUGUGAGACUGUCUGUCGACUGUGCCCCACGCAACGGUGCGCGCCUCAAAGCGUCUUCUGCCCCACUUGCGCCACCGACUUCUGCAGCAAUUGCAAACAGGAAUGGCACGACGGAAUCACCUGCGAACAAUUGGAGGCGCAAAAGCAAAAGGAGGGCAAACCCGAAGACGUCGGCAUACCGUUUGAUUCGGAUCUCAUCAAAUGCUGUCCCAUGUGCAACGUUCCUAUCGAAAAAGACGAGGGCUGCGCGCAGAUGAUGUGCAAAAGGUGCAAGCACGUCUUUUGUUGGUAUUGCCUCGCCAGCCUGGACGACGACUUCCUUCUGCGGCACUACGACCGCGGCCCGUGCAAAAACAAGCUCGGUCACUCCCGCGCCUCCGUUCUGUGGCAUCGCACGCAAGUGGUCGGCAUCUUCGCCAGCUUCGGCAUCCUGCUUCUGGUCGCUUCGCCGCUCCUGUUGUUAGCUGCGCCGUGUAUCGCAUGCAGCCGGUGUCGACUCUGCAACGCGGACGGCUCCUCUUCGCGGCUCAGCGAGGACGACGACAACGAGGGGGCGGAGCGGAGAAAUUCGAUGGUCGGAGCGCGUAGGCGGAGCCAAGAAGACACGCCCACCGGGGGCCGAUGACCACCGCCCAUUAACGAGGCGGGUCUGACCAGCUGCCCCUGGUGCUUGUGAGGACACGCUGUUCGUACGACGACGUCACGAACGGAGACAGAAAUUGGCUGUUAUAUGAGGUUUUAUACUAAAAGUUUCAUCAAAGACAAGCACAGUAAUUCGAUCUGGAUAAUAUCAGCAUCUUUUUCAACAGACACCGCUUGAACACCUUAAAAUAGGUUUGUUACCACCUUCUUGCAAACAUAGAAGUAAGCUUUUAUUUAUUAAAAUAUAAAUGUAAUUGGGAGGUUUUAUAACAUUUUUGUUUUAUUAUAGCACUUUUUAUCAAUUGUGAUUUUCCAGCUAAACAGAGUAGGAAAAACGAUAAAUUAUUGUGUAACAUCUGACACUUAUCAUGUGGUCUAAAUGUCGAUAAUCCCCCAUGCUUGUCUGGCCAAUUAAUUCGCAUUUGGACUCUGCUGGUUUCGCGUGACGUCAAAUGGAUAAUGAAGACAGAAAUAAAAUAUACCAUAUUGCCAUUGUAAUGAAGGUCACAUUUGUGAUUGAAACGUUUACACUAAAGAAGAUUAUGUCAGUGCGUGUGGUUUUAUUGGCCGGACACGCAUGAGAGAUUAAUAAAUUUUUACCUAAAAAUUUUGUCAGUUGAUUACGAAUGGUGUAUAGUGAUGAAAUUUGAAUCUUUAGGACGUUAUAUUUUGUUUAAGAGACAUAAGAGAAUAGUAAAUUCUUUUUCUUAUUUAGUAACAUUUCAAAAUGCCCCCUAUUGACAGGUGACAAUCAAAGCCGUAUUUUGUUGUCGUUUUUUGUACACCUGGAUUCAUUUUGUAAAAGACUAAAUGCCAGAACACAGCGGCUGCUAUGAAGAAAUUUUGUUAAUCCGAUUUUUUGACCCAUUGACGACGACCUGUAUCAUCGGUGGUCCACGUGAUGUUUUGCCAACAGCCGGAGUUGACCACCAGUGGUACAAGUGUAAAUACUGUUUCUAUGCGACUUAAAUUCGUUGAAUUUUCAAAAAGGUUUCUCUUAGGAGACAAACGGUUACUACAAUAGUAAAGUCGAAAUCACGAAAGAUGACGAUUACGUCAUCAUUUUAGUCUGUAGAAAAAACAAACGACAGCGUUUUGUGAAUAUUUUUAAAGAAGUUUCAGAUAUGUUAGACAGAGACAAAUAGAAUUUUAUUGUCUAAACAAACUGUAUUGCUAAUUUGCAUGUAUCCGACAAAGAUAGACGAAGUUUUCAUGUUGUAUGAUCGACCAUAUUUGAAAGAUGAAUAGUUAGGUUAUCUUAAUGCAGGUAGGGUUGUUUUCGAAUAAUGCUUUGGUCUUUGGUGUUCCUGUCUCAAGGUAUUCUACCCGUAACUGUUUUUUUCAAAACAAAAACUCCCCACUAAAAUUAUUAUUAUGGUAUCACUCAAAACCAUGAAAUAAAAUGAAAAUAAAAAUAAUCAGUGAAAUAAAUACUCGUCCAGUUUUUUGCAAAUAGUUCAUUUCGUUGUUCGCCGCUCAUGACCUGGUCUCUAGGCUUAAAUGAGACAGCUGGGGUGUCAGUGGCGUGCGGGAACAAAUUUCUGGCAUAUACUAUUUGUUUUCGGCGCUUUUGCCGAAUUUUGGCAGUCCUGUUGGCACGCUAGAACUGAAAAUUUGGAUAUUUCCAUUCACCAGGCCUACAUAGGGUGUAUCUAGUGACGUACUCGGUAGGGGUGAUUCCCGUGGUGAGAUUCCUCCUAUUUCGGAGUGCGAAGAGUAUACUGCUCAGGUGUCUUUCCCAGUACUCUUGCACGUAUUGCUCUUUUUCAGCUCUGCAUUUCGUUUCCCAACCGGGUUCGCUCUUUGGUGCUGAUGAGAUCCGGUGCUCAAUGAUGUUUUUUUCGAGGUGGAUCCUGAAAAGUGCUUGAACCAUAUUUGAUGACCUCUUUUCAGUAUCCUCACCUUGUGCAUAUGCUAUGCAGAAAACUGGUGGCUGUUUUUGACACCGCAUCCGGCCUGGGCUCGGCCUCUACCCAUUUACUUGCGAUGCAAGUUCCCACAAACAGGACCAUAUUUCCGGCCUGGGUUUUUGGGUAAGGCCACAUGGGGUCGAUACUUAUGACCUGGAAAGGUUCUUGAGGGAGAAUCGGCAUCUGGGAUGCGGCUGGUUGCGCGUACGAAGCGUUUCAUCAAGUCCAUUAGACCUGUCGAGUAGUACAGUCUAGUUGCAGAUAAGUACGUUUCCAGUACCCCAGGCUGACAAGCAUCCUCGUGGCCGUGGAAUCGAUGGAGUAGUCGGUCAAGCUUGUGUUUUGGAACUAGUAGCUGCCUGGCUUGACUAUUUUCCAUGGAUGGUUAUUUUCACAGACCAUAUUUGACCUCAAAUGAAUCCCAAAGACAACUUUCCCAUGGCUCAAGACGUUGUCUUUCCUCCGGAGAUAACGACCUUAGCAUUUCCCAUUCACCGAUGGCAUCCUUUACUUCAGGACAGUCUUAUUGAGAAGCUGCCAUCUCAGCUAACAGAUCGUCACGCUCGAGAAGGAAACAAGUUUGAGGGCUAGCGAGAUCUGGUUCGUCAUCAGACUUGUUUUCCGGAACCAGACUACGUAGCGGCAAACGGCCGUAGUUGUAUUCGCCCCCUUGUCUUGGGGCGUUAUUCGCAGCUGGCCGGCGGGUGCUCCUUUGUCUUCUGGCAGACUUGGUCCGCGACGCUAUGAAGUCGUCGAGAGCCUUCGUUAGAGGCUCGUUGCGACCUUGUAGUGCCAGGUCUAUCAAGGAUUUAACUUCCUCCGGAAGCUCGGUGUAUUUCGCUUCCAGCAAGCUCUCUCGCAACGAGCCUCCCAAAGUAACCCGCGAUUGUGCCAGUUGAUUAGUGUCUCUGUCCGCGUCAGUUACAACAUUAGAGUUUACAAUAUUGAAUUGCACGGCACUGUCACUCACACUAGCACAGUCUUCGUCUAUGUCCGAAUCUUCUUGGGCGUUCCUUCUAGCUGGUUGGGCGGUUCCUGAAGGCCCAGCCUCUUGGGAUGCGUGGAUGACAAUCGCUGAAUUGGCUAAACGCGCCGCUGCGGGCGACUCUGUUGUUUCGUUCGUGGUGAGUCGCCCAACGGAAGUUCUUCGUUCAGCAGAUGGAGGUGUGGAGACGUACUGUGGUCCACAGAUGGCAUUUGUUGAGUUUUGCCUCUGUGGCGCGUCUACUCCUUCCUCGGUACCCCUGCUACCAAUGAGAUUUCGGAACUUCCGUAGUCCAUAGCCGAUAGCUCGCUUUGGGCUGAACUUCUGACUUUUCGGAGCAUGGCUGCGUUUGCUGACUGGAGAACUAGCUUGUGAAAGACUGCUCAUGUCCUCCGUUGUUGCAGCAGUCUGCGCUCCUAGUCGUGCGCAAGCUUCUUCUUUCGCCAGAGCUAGGUACUCCUUAUAUAACGGCUUAUCUCUUCGAUGACGGAUCUGAUGUUUUGUCAGCCCCGUUGCCGCCACCAUGUCUUUUAAGAAGUACCUUUGCUCGGGGGUCAGGUUAGCCUCUAUAUUUGCUAACGUUAUCAUGAUUUCCGCCUCCGAGUGCGGUGCGCUUUCUGCCAAUUGGCGGUUAUACUCCACCGGGUGGGCCUUUUUGGUGUGCAGCCUCAUGCCAGGGUAGGUUUGAAAAGCCCUGUCACAGAAGCUGCACUGUUGCCAGUCUGUGGUGUUGGUGUUGAUGGCCCCCUGUGGAUUUUUCGGGGGGGCCUGUGGACAUCGUCUUGAGUGGUUUUGGAGGCCUUUGAGUGUAGUGAAUGACCUACCACAGGGACAAUUGUUGGCCGGUCGGCCUCCUCUGCCAUGGGGUGAUGUUGGGGAUGGCGAACCUCCAGAAUUGUUCUUGGAAGCCGUUGCGGUAACAUUUUCAGCCAUCCUCGUUUGCAUACGCUGAGAGGUAUUCUCAGUAUUGUUCCUCCUCGUGUCGCCACGUGUUGCGUCGUUCGACUUUGCUUCCGCCUUGUUGUUUGAGGCGGCGGAAUGGCUGUCCAUCCACCUACCAGAUGGAGUCGGAGCCUCGGGGUAAGAUAUACUACCGAAUUGUGUUGGGUUUCAGAUUAAGAGCAGUGCAAGGUAUUGCUACUGCCCGGGAGUUGCGGGGUUCGACGUCAGGGGGUCUUCCUGGCCUCGGGAGUUGAGGCAGGAAGUUUCCACUCCACUGGUGUAGAGAGACCAAGCCAAGGACCUAAAUCCGACGCGGAGUUGCGGGAUCACUUCAAACACAAGAAGGGAAUUGGCCCUCCAGGUGCGAGGAGUUGCGCGAUCCCGCUCACCUGUCGGGGGCGGAUACAGUGGGUGUUCUGGUGUUGAUCAACACCGGGAGUUCUCGAAUCGAACGGUAACAACCCCGGGAGUUGGGGGUUUGAAAAAUGGAUUUCGAAAAAAAUUGCAGGGGGAGUUCGUGGAACCUUGCUGAACCACAAUUAAUGCCUAUUAGUGAAUUUUGACGAUCUAAACUGUGGGAGUUGCGUUAUUGAAAAAUGGAAGUUGCAGAGUCAUAGUUACUUCCGCCGUUUACCCGUCUUCUUUCCCCGCUAAUUUUUCCAAGCCCGUUCCCUUGGCAGUGGUUUCGCUAGAUAGUGGGUAGGGACAGUGGGAAUCUCGUUAAUCCAUUCAUGCGCGUCACUAAUUAGAUGACGAGGCAUUUGGCUAUCAGUAAGGCGGGCAGGCAACUGAGGUUGCUCGGAGCGCAGUUCCCUGGAAACCCUCUGUCAUCAUUCCGCCUCCUCACCGGCCUGCAAAGACCCAUGAGGUUUCAGAAUGAACGAGAUGAGACCGCACCGACCUGGUUCCCCACUAUCGUUUUUAGCCGCCGGCGGGUUCGACGGCGUAGUGCGUUCAAGUUUUCGGGUGCCCAUGCGUUCUAAUUUGGCCCCUUUGGUAGUCGAGGUUCGCCCGUCGGUUUCCCUUCAGACCUUCCUCUUGCGUUCGAAAAGAAAACUGAACCGUUUUGAAGGCUUGUGCGGUUCAAGUGAUAAAGUGUUAAUUGGUUGGAAAAUUUCACUAAAGUGUAUUAGGCUAUCUUGUGUCAACAAGGCGCCUUUAUGUUCAACUUGAACCUGAUGUUAUGCACACUCAUGGUUCUUACUGCGUUCAAGUACUCCGUGAGUCAGCCGUGGUUAGCCUCGUACGUUGGAUACUACCGUCGAUGAAGUCAUUCGCCAUCUCAAUUGAUGAGCGAAGAGCAAUCAUUGAUAGUGUUCUGCAUAACGACUUGGAAUAAAUUCCUAGACGCCGCAGGCCAUUGACCGUAGUCCUGGGUAGUGCCCCUCUCGCACCAAUGACGAUUGGGAUCACUUCCACUUCUACGUCUCCGAAGAUGUCGCGGAGAGGGUUCUCCAGUAUCGAGUAUUUGGCCACUUUUUCCUCGUGGGCUUCCUUUAGCGUGUUUGUACCCUCGUAGCGGACUGUGUAGUCGACCACUUGGGCCCUUCCCUGAUCUACUACGACCAGAUCCGGUUUCAACAUGCCAUUGGACACGCGGAACGUUGACUCGCGGAGUAACUCCAGGUUGCGCCGCUUCUUUGAUACUUCUGACUCGACGAGGUUACCAAUCUCGUCGUGUCUCUUUAUCACUCGCGGCUUCAACUCUGGACAUCCUCCAAUAAUGUGAGAUAGGGAUUCCGGCCUAUUCUCACAUACGCGGCAUAGGUGGGACAGGUGAUCGUGUCCAGCCCGAAUGAGCGUCGUCCUGUUACCGUACGUAUUGGUACGCAUACGUAGGGCAUCGAUCAUCCUACCGCUAGAUAGAAGAUCGUUCCUGGUCAACCACUCAUUGGAUAGCCUAUCUUUAAACUCCUCGACUCCAUCGCCCUGGCACGGUAGCCCUUUCCAGGAGGAAUACUCCUUGUCAAUGGCGCUUCGCUUCAGUUUUGCGACGGCUUCUGUGGAGGUCGGCAUCUGGAUUCGUAGCAGUCUAGCUGCUUUUUCCGCCUCCGUGGACCGCACAGAUGACAUUCCGACGUUUCGGACUACGGGGUCUGUAGACUGCCUCAUCCUCACGACGGACUUGAUUACAGCAAGCUGAAUAUCAGUUGUCAUCCGGGUCACGCCUAGGCCACCUUCCUUCUUGCGCGUAAUAUAGUAGAUACAUAGUGGUACUUUCUGGCAGAUGGAAGAUUUUACGAACAACGUUCCGGAUUUGUUGGUCCGCAUCUUCUAACGCCGUCUUGGAAGGUGGAUUUUGCACCAUUCCGUACCUGUAUCUGGGAUACACAUACUCGAAUAUCAGCUUCAGUUUCUGUUCGGGCUUGAGACUAAGUCUUGCCGCCCGUUUUGCAGCAGAAACGAAUUCCUUCGCGUUGUCUUUGCUAGAAAUUCCUCCUUUCCAAGGAGUGAAACUGACACCGAGGUAACAGAUCGCUUCGUCUGGGUCCACAUAAUUGACUUCCUGAUCUUUGAUCUUAAGCUUGGGGUCCACGAUAGCCCAAGUUUUAUGUAGCGGUUUAACCGUGAACGCGCUACACUUGGCUAUCGAGAGGUUCAUGCCUAGGGCGCUGAAAUAUUCAGACACAAGUUCGAUGUCCUCUACGGCGUCCCCUUCAGAUUUACUGAUAAGAAUCAGAUCAUCCGCGAACGCCAGGACCGACACAUUGCGUCCUCCCAGGACAAUUCCCUUUCCUUCCCGCUGAUCGAGGUAUGUCAAUAAUGGGUCGACGACUGCGUUCCAAAGAAGUGGGCUAAGAGGAUCGCCUUGCUUCACGCCUCUCUUCAGACUGAUCUUUAUUUCUUCGGUCGUAGAUGGUAAGACCGUCUGACAAUCCUGGUAUACGUAAUCGACGUAUUCAGCGAUAUAAGGGGCCACUCCAAGCCUUCUGAGCGCCGGUACUAAUGCACCAUGUGGCACUGUGUCGAAGGCUUUGGAAAUUUCAAGUAUGGAACAAGUUCCACCCUGUUCCUCCUUCAUCGCUUUCAACGUUUGGCGAAAGAGGGAGACGUUCUGAGCCGCUCCCUCGUCAUGCGUGAAUCCUUUUUGUGCUCGGCUUAGCUCGAUGUUUCCC
Molecule: messenger RNA, 8601 nt
Organism: Acanthoscelides obtectus
Lineage: Eukaryota; Metazoa; Arthropoda; Insecta; Coleoptera; Chrysomelidae
Source: the annotation of a GenBank genome assembly